Molecule: messenger RNA, 3237 nt
Organism: Monosiga brevicollis MX1
Lineage: Eukaryota; Choanoflagellata; Craspedida; Salpingoecidae
Exons: 6
Coding region: 1-3237 (1078 amino acids)
Biological process (GO): ribosomal large subunit export from nucleus; ribosome biogenesis; ribosomal large subunit biogenesis
Cellular component (GO): preribosome, large subunit precursor; nucleus; nucleolus
Molecular function (GO): protein binding
Source: RefSeq, a predicted model, not a curated record
AUGCAGUACGUGCCUAGCCUCAUCAACCACCUCUACACGCUGCCCCCAAGUCUCACGUCGGGCUUGUCCGAGCUCUUGAACCGUGCUUGCAAGGACACCUUUGUCAAAGCCUUUUUUGCCAAGGUAAACCUGUCUGCACCGGCUGGAGCUGAAGGUCAUGACGUUACGCUGGAACAGCUCCUUGAGGCUCGCCUCUUCACGCGGGCCAACACCGGGGGCUUUGGCCUGCACGACUUGGUUGAGCGCGGUCCGGUGGCUUAUGUCUGCAACAUGGCCAAGCUGGCCACUCGCUACCCUCGAGUUUACGAUCGACUCUUGGAGGAUGCAUCGAGGGCUGCCGACUUUGAGGUCCACGUGCAGCGAGCUGGCUUCCAGAUGGCCACGGUCAAGGACGCGGCGACCCAGCGACCAGCUGAGAUCAUUGCCCUCCGCUCCAAGGCGGCACUGGACGACCUGAUGGCCAAGUGUGCGCUGGACCUGCAGCAGGCAUAUCUGGCCUCACGCGAGUGGGGCGUCAGCACAGUCUUGACCAUGCGGGGUCGAGACAAGUUGCGUCGCUUGAGCGACACGACCUUUGCCAUUGCGGUCGUGUCCAUGAUGGGUUUUGGCCUCCAUGAACUCAUCAACAUCAAGCCGACGGACAAGUACGCCACCCUCUCCCAUGUCUGGGUGGAAAAGUCUGGCUACAACGCCAACGGUCAGAGCUGCCGCAUCGACCUGCACUGCCGCAACCCCUUUCCCGGCGGUGCUCUGGGCCCAGCUCUGCCCGACCUGGGCAUUGACGUGACUGUGCGCACAGCCCAACCCCCGACCACCUCGCAAGCCUGCAUCAAGGUGGGCGCUGCCCUUCGCCGAGCCGAAAAGGAGAAGCGCGACUACUACACCGGUUUCAACCAUGGAAAAACUCUGAUCGUCCCUGCGGCGAUGACGACAACCGGUGGGUUCGCCUCCUCCUUUGUGGAUCUGCUUGGUCAGCUCGCCCGCUGCGCCGAGGCCCGUGGUGUGUACCAGCCGGGGCUGGAUGAGGCCUUUGUUCCUCGGUGGAAGGGUCGCUUUGCGGCUCUGGUCCAUCAGAUGAACGCUGACCACAUCCAGCGCCACUUUGGCGGUGUCUGCCUGCGCUCGUCAUCUCAUCGGGCAUCGGAUAGCCCGAGCUCGGAUCGGCAAGCCUCUGCUCUGAUCCGCAAGCCCGAGUUCUCAUGCGUUCGUUGGAGCUCUGAACUUCGAUGCUUCGACAUGUCGAGAUCUGAUCGGGCAUCGGAUAGCCCGAGCUCGGAUCGGCAAGCCUCUGCGCUGAUCCACCUGCCCGUGUUCUCAUGCGUUCGUUGGAGCUCUGAUGCGUCCGCUGGAGCUCUGAACUUUGAGGCCCACGUGCAGCGAGCUGGCUUCCAGAUGGCCACGGUCAAGGACGCGGCGACCCAGCGACCAGCUGAGAUCAUUGCCCUCCGCUCCAAGGCGGCACUGGACGACCUGAUGGCCAAGUGUGCGCUGGACCUGCAGCAGGCAUAUCUGGCCUCACGCGAGUGGGGCGUCAGCACAGUCUUGACCAUGCGGGGUCGAGACAAGUUGCGUCGCUUGAGCGACACGACCUUUGCCAUUGCGGUCGUGUCCAUGAUGGGUUUUGGCCUCCAUGAACUCAUCAACAUCAAGCCGACGGACAAUCUGGCUACAAAGCACAUUGCUGGCAAGCUCAAUGACAUGCUGACGACCGGUGUCUCGCUUCAGGCCCUCCUCACGGCCAUGCAGUACGUGCCUAGCCUCAUCAACCACCUCUACACGCUGCCCCCAAGUCUCACGUCGGGCUUGUCCGAGCUCUUGAACCGUGCUUGCAAGGACACCUUUGUCAAAGCCUUUUUUGCCAAGGUAAACCUGUCUGCACCAGCUGGAGCUGAAGGUCAUAACGUUACGCUGGAACAGCUCCUUGAGGCUCGCCUCUUCACGCGGGCCAACACCGGGGGCUUUGGCCUGCACGACUUGGUUGAGCGCGGUCCGGUGGCUUAUGUCUGCAACAUGGCCAAGCUGGCCACUCGCUACCCUCGGGUCUACGAUCGACUUUUGGAGGAUGAAUCGAGGGCUGCCGACUUUGAGGCCCACGUGCAGCGAGCCGGCUUCCAGAUGGCCACGUGGGGCGUCAGCACAGUCUUGACCAUGCGGGGUCGAGACAAGUUGCGUCGCUUGAGCGACACGACCUUUGCCAUUGCGGUCGUGUCCAUGAUGGGUUUUGGCCUGCAUGAACUCAUCAACAUCAAGCCGACGGACAAGUGCCCGCUCUGCAGCAGCAAGACACCUCAGCCGCGACUGACCCGCGAGCACCUGUUGACCUGCCGUCCCAUCAAGCGUCACAACGCCCUUCGCGACGAGAUGGGCCGCCUGCUCAGGUACGCCACCCUCUCCCAUGUCUGGGUGGAAAAGUCUGGCUACAACCCCAACGGUCAGAGCUGCCGCAUCGACCUGCACUGCCGCAACCCCUUUCCCGGCGGUGCCCUGGGCCCAGCUCUGCCCGACCUGGGCAUUGACGUGACUGUGCGCACAGCCCAACCCCCGACCACCUCGCAAGCCUGCAUCAAGGUGGGCGCUGCCCUUCGCCGAGCCGAAAAGGAGAAGCGCGACUACUACACCGGUUUCAACCAUGGAAAAACUCUGAUCGUCCCUGCGGCGAUGACGACAACCGGUGGGUUCGCCUCCUCCUUUGUGGAUCUGCUUGGUCAGCUCGCCCGCUGCGCCGAGGCCCGUGGUGUGUACCAGCCGGGGCUGGAUGAGGCCUUUGUUCCUCGAUGGAAGGGUCGCUUUGCGGCGCUGGUCCAUCAGAUGAACGCUGACCACAUCCAGCGCCACUUUGGCGGUGUCUGCCUGCGCUCGUCCUCUGAACUUCGAUGCUUCGACAUGUCGAGAUCUGAUCGGGCAUCGGAUAGCCCGAGCUCGGAUCGGCGAGCCUCUGCUCUGAUCCGCAAGCCCGAGUUCUCAUGCGUUCGUUGGAGCUCUGAACUUCGAUGCUUCGACAUGUCGAGAUCUGAUCGGGCAUCGGAUAGCCCGAGCUCGGAUCGGCAAGCCUCUGCUCUGAUCCGCAAGCCCGAGUUCUCAUGCGUUCGUUGGAGCUCUGAUGCGUCCGGUGGAGCUCUGAACUUCGAUGCUUCCACAUGUCGAGAUCUGAUCGGGCAUCGGAUAGCCCGAGCUCGGAUCGGCAGCCUCUGCUCUGAUCCGCCAGCCCGAGCUCUGAUGCGUCCGAUGGAGCUCUGA